Messenger RNA from Salarias fasciatus (jewelled blenny), 1575 nucleotides. It is a transcript of the gene sec22a, whose product is annotated as SEC22 homolog A, vesicle trafficking protein. Gene Ontology annotation, biological process: endoplasmic reticulum to Golgi vesicle-mediated transport. NCBI's taxonomy places the organism in Eukaryota, Metazoa, Chordata, Actinopteri, Blenniiformes, Blenniidae. Bases 147 to 1058 code for a protein of 303 amino acids. The transcript is spliced from 7 exons. The record is from RefSeq and is a predicted model, not a curated record.
GCCGCAGCCACGUAAACACCGGUUUGCUCGUUAGCUGUUAGCCUCCUCGAUGCUAAGGCUCAGUUCGGAAGCUGAGAAUCUUUCAGCUUUCCUCAUGGUUGUGAUUCCUCUUUCCAGGGCCUGGAGGAGACUGUCCCCGCUGUAAGAUGUCCAUGGUGCUGUUUGCCUCGGUGGUCCGGGUCGGGGACGGGCUGCCUCUCUCCGCCUCCACGGACUACGAGCAGGGCAAGGAGCUGCAGGAGACCAAGAAGCACCUCAAAGGCCUCUCCAAGAAGCUGGGCCAGUUUCCUGACCGCUGCACCCUGAAGGACGGACCCUUCAAUGUCAACUUCACCAGCUCGCUGGGCGUGGGCUACCUGAUGGUGUGCACGGCCAGCUACCCCAACAUGCUGGCCUUCUGCUUCCUGGACGAGCUGAUGAAGGAGUUCAUCGUCACGUACGAAACCAGGCGCAUCAGCGGCGCCGUGCGGCCGUACUCCUUCAUCGAGUUUGACACCUUCAUCCAGAAGACCAAACAGCGCUACAACAGCCCUCGCUCGCUGUCCACCAAGAUCAACCUGGCUGACAUGCAGACGGAGAUCCGGCUGCGCCCGCCCUACCAGCUGUCCCCCGAGGACCUGCGAGCCAUCAACGGAUUCUCGCUGCACGCCGCCUCCAAGUACAAGGGCAUAGCUCCCACGCAGAUGCUGCAGCCGGUGUCCCUGCCGGGCGUGGUGUCCUGUGUCCUCAGUGUCCUGUGUGGAGGCCUGAACCUGCUGCGAGGCGUCCAUGCCAUCGAGAGCAUACUGCAGAACGAGGACGAGGACUUUAAUUCUGUGAUUGCCUUCUUCCUGGGCACCGCGGCCUGCCUGUACCAGUGCUACCUGUUCUGCUACUUCUCGGUGUGGAGGAACAGCAAGUCCUUCCUGGCGCUGGCGCUCAUCUGCCUGUCCAACAUGUAUCUGUACGAGCUGAGGAACGUGUGGCAGAUCCUCUUCCACGUGGCGGCGGGAGCCUUCAUGACGCUGCAGAUCCGGCUGAGGCAGCCGCUGGGCAAGGCGCCGGACUACAACGUCUGACGGACUGUAGCCAGCCGACAGGCGGACGUGCUGCUGGAGGCGCGGAGCAGAGACUGCCGCGGAAACCGCGGAAACCACGGAAACCACGGCGACGCUGCAGCCUCGUGCCUGGACCUGCUGAGAACUCUGUGGCCUGGAACAAGCCCUCGGCCGUGAGGGUUCCUGGAGGUGUUGGGGUGUUUAUACAUAAAAGCAUGUGUUCUCCAGCUGGUCUCCAUGUCGGCUGGUGUGUGAGAAGACGAGACAAAUCCUGGUUUCAUUAUUUAUGCAGAAGAUUUCAGGAAGCAAAGCAAAAAAGCUUCAGAUGAGCAGAAGAAAAAUCUUCAUUGUCAGUUUUCAUUUCAAACGUUUUUAUUUAAAUUUCAUGUUUGACCAAAACCUGUAAGUAAAUGUUGAUGUUGAGGUGUGAGAACUGCGUCUGUCCACCGUGUUUCCUGUCUGUCCUGUUUUGCGGAGUGACUUUGUUUUCUUUCUUUUGAAGACAUGCUUUUAUAUAUAAAUGAGGGGUUUGUGAGUC